Molecule: messenger RNA, 1700 nt
Organism: Oenanthe melanoleuca
Lineage: Eukaryota; Metazoa; Chordata; Aves; Passeriformes; Muscicapidae
Gene: R3HDM4
Product: R3H domain containing 4
Exons: 8
Coding region: 144-917 (257 amino acids)
Molecular function (GO): nucleic acid binding
Source: RefSeq, a predicted model, not a curated record
CGCCCCCGUGACGUCACUUCCCGCGGGCGGUGCCGGGCCCGGUGCCGCCGGUGCGGGCCGGGGGUGGAGGAGGCGGAAGGCGGUGCCGGUGCCGGUCCCGGUUCUGGUUCUGGUCCCGGUCCCCAUCCCAGCAGCGGCGGGCCAUGGUGGUGCUGCGGGGCGGCGCGGGCCCGGAGGAGCCGUUCCCGAGGAUCGAGGACUGCCUGCCCCUGCUGGAGGACUCCCCGUCCAAGCGGUUCUCCCCGUCCAAGAGGAAGCAGUAUUACAUCAACAAGGCCAUCCGCAACUCCGACCUCAUCCCCAGGGCCAAGGGCCGCAAGAGCCUCCAGAGGCUGGAGAACACUCGCUACCUGAUGACCCUUCUGGAGCAGGAUGACUGUGGGAGUGACGAGGGAGAGCUCACCCACUCGGCUCCCCCCAGCAUCUUCACCGAGGCCUGUAACAAUGAGACCUAUGUGGAGAUCUGGAACGACUUCAUGAACCGGUCGGGAGAGGAGCAGGAGCGGGUGCUGCUCUACCUGGAGGAGGAGGCCAGGAAGAAGCAGAGGAGGAAGCUGCCUGUCAAGAAUGAAGACAAGUGGAAAGAGCUCCCAGCCUACACACCCCAGGAGUGCUUCCAGCGCAUCAGCCGCCGCCUGCGCGCCACCCUGAAGCGGGGCCGGAUCCCCAUGGGAACGCUGGAGGGGCUGGAGGAGGAGCUGCUGGCCUUCUUCUCUGUCACCCCCCACUCUGUCUACACAGCACUGAUGGACAACAGCUUUGAGCGGCUCCUGCUCCACGCACUCUGCCAGUACAUGGAUCUCGUCUCUGCCAGUUCGGACAUCGAAGGGAAACGUCAGAUGAAAGUGAGCAACAAACACCGCGUGUUCCUGCCCCCCGAGCUGCUGCUCUCAGACUACCUGGGGCAGAUGAGCUGAUGCCCCCCGAGCUGCCCAGCCCCUCCUGUGUCCGGCCCUUGUGCAGCCCUUGGACCCUCGGCCCUUCCCCUGCUCCGGGGGAAGAGCCGGGGGUUUACAGCCCUCCUGGAACUCUUUGUGUGUCUAUUUAUAUAACCCAGGUGUUUUUUAAAAAUAAUCAGGCGGGGCCAACCCCCCCUCCCCUCUGGCGCUGACGCUCGUGGGGUGAUUUCGGUCCAGAUUUUUCUGCGGUGAAACAGCUCCUGGCGGCUGCUGAGCAAUCGCUGAGCCGGCGGAAGAGCCCGGGGGCUGCCGCGUUCCCGCACCCGCAGCCCCGCGCCGCGGGCUGUCCGGGGGGACUCGGUGUGGGGAGCUCCGGGUACUUCUGCCCCCCGCACCCUGUGCCCUGCCCGCACGACGGGGCUGUUUUUAAGUGUAAUAUAGCUUGUGGGUUUUUUUUAUCACGUGUGUGUAUAUUUACAUGAGUGUGUGUGUGUGUGUGUGUGUGUGUGCGUGCUGCUGGAGGGGUGCAGCCCCUUUCGGGGUUCUCUCUGCUUUGUCUACAGCUACCAUGGGGGCAGAUGGGGCAUUUUGGAGGUACCUCCGUGUGCUCCCCCCGUGUCCCUGGCAUGUGCCAAGGGUUGUGCCCUGGAGGAAUCUUUUUCUGGUUGCUCUAUCCCAUGAUGACACCGACUGCCAUUAACCGUGGGGACCCCCAGACCCAGGGGAGCCCCUCGCACCUCCUUUGCUGGUGUGACUCGGGUACGGGCGCGUUCAGGAACAAUAAAGACGGUGCUCCCCUGC